AUGGCAACUCACUCAGUAACCAAGGCCCAGAAACAAAGAAUCAUUGCUGUAUGUCCCUUGCAGCAAGCAAACAUGCCUUACAACGAAAAAAACAAAAAGAGCAACAAAAAAAAAACCGAAAAGACUUUCUAAUGGAAGGUUGAAAGUGACUUGGAAUGAAAGUAAAGGCACAGUGUUCUGGAUGUGGCCGUACUACAGGAUCAUAUUGGUGAUCAGCAAUGUCAUCCUUUCAGUGUGAGUCUGUUAAAAAAGGUCCAGUCUGAUAGAAAUGACCUAAAGAGACUCAUGAGACACAUGGAGCAGAAGCUGCUACACGAGAGACAAGACCACAGGGACGUCAGCUCCGACCUCGGUCGCCGAUACAAAACCAUGCAAACACAGCUUACCAACAAGGUAAAGAGGAUGGAGAGUGACGUCAGUGAGCUGAAAAAAGAACUUGUGCUGUGUCAGGAGGAACAGAGUAAAGAAAAAACAGAGCGUGAACAGGAUGUAACAAGAGAAGGACACACCGCCAUAGCUGACCUCCUACACAGGCUGCACAAUAUGGAAACAGACUAUUAGAAGAUCAUCUAUGUCUGGAUGCACCUGUGCAGCUGUCCCCUUUGA
Molecule: messenger RNA, 606 nt
Organism: Pungitius pungitius (ninespine stickleback)
Lineage: Eukaryota; Metazoa; Chordata; Actinopteri; Perciformes; Gasterosteidae
Gene: drc12
Product: dynein regulatory complex subunit 12 homolog
Exons: 7
Source: RefSeq, a predicted model, not a curated record